Ilex paraguariensis (yerba mate) is the source of this 2468-nucleotide messenger RNA. NCBI's taxonomy places the organism in Eukaryota, Viridiplantae, Streptophyta, Magnoliopsida, Aquifoliales, Aquifoliaceae. The record is from the annotation of a GenBank genome assembly.
GCAGCAUUAAAUACCCAUUUCAGUCUUCUAAUCCAACGGAUUCGCAAUUCGCAAUUCGCUUUUAAAGCAUUUCACGAAUUCACGGCCAUGGACAGAAGCACCAGCGUCACCAGAAGAAACCAACACCCCAACGAAAACGAUGGCAUUUCGUCAGAUCAAGGCCACCUUCACAGUACCAAUAAUGUAGAAGAAGAAGAGUUUGAAUCUAUUGAAAAGAUAUUCGAAUCCCAGGAGGUUCCGCCAUGGAAGAGCCAGUUAACAUUCAGAGCCUUCUUUGUGAGCUUUAUUCUGGGUGUGCUCUUCACCUUCAUAGUCAUGAAACUGAAUCUCACCACCGGUAUUAUACCUUCGUUGAACGUAUCUGCUGGCCUUUUGGGCUUCUUCUUCGUCAAGACUUGGACCAAGUUUCUUGAUAAAUCUGGGCUUCUGAAACAACCCUUCACCAGGCAAGAGAACACCGUUAUCCAGACCUGUGUGGUGGCUACCUCCGGCAUAGCCUUCAGCGGUGCGGACUCAGGAGGUUUUGGUAGUUAUCUUUUUGGCAUGAGUGAAGUUGUUGCCAAACAAUCAACUGAAGCUAAUGAUGCACAGAAUGUGAAGAACCCGGCUUUAGGGUGGAUGAUCGGAUUUCUGUUUGUUGUUAGCUUUCUUGGACUCUUUUCUGUGGUGCCUCUUCGGAAGAUAAUGGUGAUAGACUUCAAGCUGAUUUAUCCAAGUGGAACUGCAACAGCUCACCUCAUCAACAGCUUCCACACUCCUCAAGGAGCCAAGCUAGCAAGGAAACAAGUGAGAACUCUGGGAAAAUUCUUUUCAUUCAGCUUUUUGUGGGGUUUCUUCCAGUGGUUCUUCACAGCAGGGGAUGGUUGUGGAUUUGUAAACUUUCCAACAUUUGGUCUUAAAGCCUAUGAAAAUAGGUUUUACUUUGAUUUCUCAGCAACUUAUGUUGGCGUUGGUAUGAUCUGUCCAUAUCUAAUCAACAUAUCUUUGCUAGUUGGAGCAAUCCUCUCGUGGGGUAUUAUGUGGCCCCUCAUAGAGGACAGAAAGGGCCAUUGGUACCCUGCAGACCUCAACGCAGGCAGCCUUCAUGGCAUCCAAGGUUACAGGGUCUUCAUAGCCAUAGCCAUGAUCCUUGGUGAUGGCCUGUACAACUUCGUCAAAGUUCUUGGUUACACUAUGUAUGGGUUGUAUCACCAAAUUAGUGAUAAAAAUUCGGGCAGUGUCAUACCAGUUGCUAAUCACAGCUCCCCUGUGAGUUCUUCUUUAUCAUAUGAUGACGAGCGUAGGACUGAACUUUUUCUCAGGGACCAAAUUCCAACAUGGUUUGCAGUUGCUGGUUAUGUGACUAUUGCUAUUGUCUCUGCUGCAACACUUCCACACAUCUUCCACCAACUGAAAUGGUACUAUGUUGUGGUUAUAUACAUAUUCGCCCCGGUUCUAGCCUUCUGCAAUGCUUAUGGGUGCGGGCUUACAGACUGGUCCUUGGCAUCCACAUACGGGAAGCUGGCGAUCUUCACAAUCGGGGCAUGGGCAGGAGCCUCUCAUGGUGGAGUUCUUGCAGGUUUAGCAGCUUGUGGGGUCAUGAUGAACAUUGUCUCCACUGCAUCUGACCUAAUGCAGGACUUCAAGACGGGCUAUAUGACUCUGGCUUCACCGCGGUCCAUGUUUGUGAGCCAAAUUAUAGGGACUGCAAUGGGUUGUGUUAUUUCACCUUGUGUCUUUUGGCUUUUCUACAAGGCCUUCCAUGAUCUCGGGAUCCCUGGUUCGCAAUAUCCUGCCCCUUACGCUCUUGUCUACCGAAACAUGUCAAUUUUGGGGGUUGAAGGAUUUUCAGCUUUGCCAAAGAACUGCCUCACUCUUUGCUAUGUGUUUUUUAUUGCCGCUGUAGUUAUCAAUGCAAUCAGAGAUGCAGUGGGUAAGGAGAGAGCAAAGUUUAUCCCUCUUCCCAUGGCAAUGGCGAUACCAUUCUAUCUUGGAGGAUAUUUUGCAAUUGAUAUGUGUGUCGGUAGUUUAAUACUGUUUAUUUGGACGAAGAUAAACAAGGCCGAGGCUAACGCAUUUGGACCUGCAGUGGCUUCAGGGUUGAUUUGUGGGGAUGGAAUAUGGACAUUGCCCAGUUCAAUACUGGCUUUGGCAGGUGUGAACCCACCCAUCUGCAUGCAAUUUCUGUCAAGGAAAGCUGCACAAGGUUGAAGAUUUGUUAAGUACUUCACUGGAUUCAGCAGCUCCAAGUCUCUGUUCAUACUUAUGUCAUCUUCUUAGUGUUUGUCUUCUGUCUUCUUUUUUUUCCUCCAUUUUUUGUUUCUCCAAAGUCAAUGUCUAUCAGUAGUCCCACAAUUAUCCCUGUAUUAUCACUGCUACAACUUGGUGCAAAGCACUUACUGUGAGACCAUACUUAUCAGCUUGUAGGUUACUUUGGAAUGCAAUGGAUGUGUCCCAUGAAUUUCAAUGUAUAUUAGUUUGAUCUCUUG